Molecule: messenger RNA, 3013 nt
Organism: Phymastichus coffea
Lineage: Eukaryota; Metazoa; Arthropoda; Insecta; Hymenoptera; Eulophidae
Gene: unpg
Product: homeobox protein unplugged-like
Exons: 4
Coding region: 349-1581 (410 amino acids)
Biological process (GO): regulation of nervous system development; regulation of transcription by RNA polymerase II
Cellular component (GO): nucleus
Molecular function (GO): RNA polymerase II transcription regulatory region sequence-specific DNA binding; DNA-binding transcription factor activity, RNA polymerase II-specific
Source: RefSeq, a predicted model, not a curated record
UCCGCUCACCUCCUGCCUGGCUGUCGCUGCGAGCUGCCGCUCGAUACGAUCCAAGCGACGAGCGCGCCUGGCCGCGUAGAAACUCUUUCGCCGAUCGAAGCCUCCUCGCGCUCGAUAUUGGCGAACGAUACAGUGCUGCCGAGAGUGAAAGUGCACCGUCGGUCUUCGCCAGGCGGAAAUGUUCUGUCUUGGAAGCGCGGUGACUGGUGCUAAAGUUGUGCCGCGCGAUCGUUCGCGGUCGCAGUGUUGGUAAUCAGCUGUGCCGGGGACCGAGAGAUGAGCGCCGCCUGAUCGGGCCGAGCCAGCAAAGUUGGAGCGAGCGUUAGUCAAGUUACCGGCGAGCCGACGAUGAAGGAGAUGGACUCCGGUGUGGAGGAGACCGACCUGGACGUGGGCUCGGCCAGCGAAGAGACGGAGACGAUGGAUCUGAAGAUCCGCGCCAAUCCGAAGCCGUUCAGCAUCGAGAGCCUGAUAGGCAGCGCCGGCAAGGCCAGCGGGCAGGGGAACGAGGACGAGGAGAAGGGCGGCAGCGCCAGCGAGGAGAGCGCCAACCGACUGCUCUACCAGCAGCACUGCCUCGCGACGGCCAGCGGAGCUCUGCCGGGUUUCGCGAUGCCGCUGAGUCUGUACAGCGCGUGGCUGCAGCCCAUGCGGAUGUACGGCGGCGGCGCGAGCGGCCCCUGCCUGCCGCCGUCGCACCUGGCCAGCUACCCGUCCAGCCAGCCGCACCAGCAGAGCCACCACCUCAGCCAGCUGAGCCUGAACCACCUCCAGGGCGCGGCCUACCCGGCGGCGGCGGCGGCCGCGCGCCUCCUGUCCUCCGCGGCGGCGGCCGCGGCCGCGGCCAACUUCACCGACGACAGCGAGGACGAGGGCAGCCUGUCGCCCUCCUCGCCCUCGGCCCACGACCUGACCAAGUCCCAGCACGGCUCGGAGAACGGGCGUGCCUCGGCGGACAACAGCGAGGACGAGGGCGCGACGACGGGAGGGGCUGCCGGCGACGCCGACUCCGCCGGCCAGGCCGCUUCCUCGGGGUCCGCCGGCGCGGGCAACAAGGCGCGCCGGCGGCGCACCGCCUUCACCUCCGAGCAGCUGCUCGAGCUCGAGAGGGAGUUCCACGCCAAAAAGUAUCUCAGCCUGACCGAGAGGUCGCACAUCGCCCACGCGCUCAAGCUCUCGGAGGUGCAGGUGAAAAUCUGGUUCCAAAACCGCCGAGCCAAGUGGAAGCGCGUGAAGGCAGGCCUGACGAGCGGCGGCGCGGGCAACCCGGCCGGUCGCGGGGCAGCGGGCUCCGGGGCGCAGUCGGGCGGCGGGCCGCGGAUCGUCGUGCCGAUCCCGGUGCACGUGAGUCGGCUGGCCGUGCGCUCGCACCAUCACCACUUGGAGAAGUGCCCGCAGCCGACGGCGCCCAACGGGAGCAGCGCCGCGGCGGCCGGCCUCAACCUGACGGCGAGGAUACCCAGCUCGCCCUGCCCCAGCGGCGGCGGCGGCGGCGGCGGCGGCGCGCUGAGCAUAGGAUCGCCGGGCGCGCUGAGGGCGUUCUCCGCCCCGCGACCCUCGAGCGCCGGAUCGGCCAGGUAGCCGAGCGCCUGAGCGACGCCAAGCGUCUUCGGCCCGGACGCGCUCGUUCGGCGCGGCUUCGAGUGCCAAAGCGAGUAGCGAUCGUCGGCGCCGCCGACUUGUCGGAGGUGAGCGCGCGCGAGCGCGAGGCAGCCUACGAGCACUCGAGCAUCGCGAACCCUCUGGCAGCCGCGCGUGCACGCCACUCCGCGCUUAAUUCGAGCCGCGUAUACAAAUCGCCAUUUCAAAUGAAUUAAUGGACAAAUCUUGUACACCUAUCCCGCCGAGACUCGCGCCGGGGAGCGAAGGGCGAGAGCACAAAGGGUGAAUUAUGAAUACAUAUUCGCCGACGGGAGCGAGAGAGCGAGCGCUGCCGCACCCACGAUUCGCUUAUAGACCAUAUUUUUCGCUGAUCUUUUGCGGGAUAUACGGCCGAUUAUUUAUGGCUGUACUCGAUGUAUUUUAAAUAUUAUUUGCUCGAUAAUUGAUCAAUUGCACUCUGACUAUUUUUUCACUCGACUCAGCCGGACAUGUGGGAUAUUCCUGUUGCAUCAAUUCACCUCAUACAUUUAAUAAUCAGUCUAAAUUGAGCCAUAUACCUAUUGUACGUGUGAAGCGCUUCUUCUGCAAAUAAUUUCAACAGCGCCGUCGUUAUUUUCAAACUCGAUUGCAAUGAGCUUCGACUCGCGUUCUCUAAUUAUCUUAUGAUACUGCACACUCGGCUGCACGUGACGGGCCGGCCGCGCCAAUAUAAUGGUUCAAAUUAAAUUAAAAUACUUCAUUUUCUCACGACUACACCGUAAUCAUAAGACACGAUAGCGCGAAGCAUCGUUUCAGUAGCGGCGGUGCCAUAGCCUGAUUAUCGAGAUACCGGCAAACAAUCUCGGAGGACUUUUAGUUGGUCAAGAUGUAGCGUGAACUACAUGUAACGUGUUUAAUUGUGAACACAAUAACGUCAUUGUACAUAUAGCAGUAACGAGAUGUAAAUAACCCGAUGAAUUUUUGCCAAACCGUUUGAAUAUUUAUACGAGUGGCAUUAGCUAUGAGAUGUUCACGAUGUAUAUCACUUACUAGUAUUUUUUUACAAUAAUUUUCGUACGUUUAAAGUAUUAUUAUCGGCCGCGGACCGAUGCCGCUAUACGCGAAGAGGCAGAGCGAAAAGAAAACUGGCAGUGUCGCGCGUAUAGCAAGAUCGACCUGUGCGUUUGCCUGUACAUAAAUAUACAUAUGACUUAUACUGUAUGAUUAUGUAACGUAUAGACGACCACGCACAAUAAGCGAUAAUCUCUCGUGGUUGGGUAAGUCGAAUUACACCUUGAUGGUGCACACAAAGGCCAAACCGAGUGGAGGCACCGUUGCCUAAAGGCACCGCGCAUUAAGGAUCUGUAUUAAAAGCGAGCAGGCGACGUCAACCGUCGUCAUGUACGAAAGCGCAAUAAAACAUGUUACCUAU